Messenger RNA from Cynara cardunculus var. scolymus (artichoke), 511 nucleotides. RefSeq names its product histone H4. Gene Ontology annotation, biological process: nucleosome assembly. Gene Ontology annotation, molecular function: structural constituent of chromatin; DNA binding; protein heterodimerization activity. The record is from RefSeq and is a predicted model, not a curated record. NCBI's taxonomy places the organism in Eukaryota, Viridiplantae, Streptophyta, Magnoliopsida, Asterales, Asteraceae. Bases 29 to 340 code for a protein of 103 amino acids. Gene Ontology annotation, cellular component: nucleosome. The transcript has a single exon.
AAAAGAGUAAAAACAAAAUUCGAAGAGGAUGUCUGGGAGAGGCAAAGGUGGAAAGGGAUUGGGAAAGGGAGGAGCUAAGCGUCACCGGAAAGUUCUCCGGGACAACAUCCAGGGGAUUACCAAACCGGCGAUCCGGCGUUUAGCCAGACGAGGCGGUGUCAAGCGUAUUAGUGGUCUUAUUUACGAGGAGACGCGUGGUGUUCUUAAGAUCUUUCUAGAAAAUGUCAUUCGUGAUGCAGUUACAUACACCGAACAUGCUCGCCGGAAAACUGUUACCGCCAUGGACGUCGUAUAUGCUUUAAAGCGACAAGGACGUACUCUGUACGGUUUCGGUGGUUAGGAUAUUAAUUUUGAUGCUUGAAUCCUUCUCUUUUUUGCGGCGUAUUAGAUCUGUAUUGUUCAGUUUUGAUUUCGUCUUGUUGAUGUGAAGUGCUGUAUGAUAAUUUUGUGAAAUUGAAGAACUAAUCCAAUUUUAGGAUUUAAAUCUAAGCUAAGAUCUAUUUUCAAUUUC